Molecule: messenger RNA, 1305 nt
Organism: Trichoderma gamsii
Lineage: Eukaryota; Fungi; Ascomycota; Sordariomycetes; Hypocreales; Hypocreaceae
Exons: 3
Coding region: 1-1305 (434 amino acids)
Biological process (GO): base-excision repair
Cellular component (GO): nucleus; mitochondrion
Molecular function (GO): zinc ion binding; DNA binding; DNA-(apurinic or apyrimidinic site) endonuclease activity
Source: RefSeq, a predicted model, not a curated record
AUGCCCCGCCCUACCAGAGGUAGCCAAAAGGCUACUAUCAAGCGCGAAGAAGACGACAUCGACGAAGUGAAAGCUUCCAAGCCAAGAGAUUCUGCCGCCGCGACAAAGCGAAAAGCAGCUUCCGAGCCCGAUGUCGAUGUCGAUUCUAAGACUCAAGGUACCAAAGCUGUAAAGAAGCGCAAGGGAAAAGGAAAAGGCGACGAAGAAGCAAUGAUUUUGGCGGAGAGGACUGCUGUAUCGGGUCUGGGCAAGGCCAUGUAUAUUGGCGCUCAUGUCAGUGCUGCAGGAGGCGUCCAGAAUGCCGUCACAAAUGCCGUCCAAAUCGGCGCCAACUCCUUCGCCCUGUUCCUUAAAUCCCAGCGCAAAUGGAGCAACCCUCCCAUCACAGCAGAAGCGAAAAAUGGCUUCAUAAGCCAGUGCAAAGAGCACCACUAUCACGCCAAUGAACAUGCUCUCCCCCACGGCUCAUAUCUUGUCAAUCUCGCGCAGGCGGACGAGGACAAGGCUAAACAGGCAUACGACAGCUUUGUCGAUGACCUCGACCGAUGUGAGCAGCUGGGCAUCAAACUCUACAAUUUCCAUCCCGGAUCUACCGGAGGCGAUACAAAGGCCGCCGCGAUCAAGCGCAUAGCGACACAGCUAAACAAGGCUCACAAGGCUACAAAGACCGUCAUCACUGUUCUGGAAAACAUGGCGGGCAGUGGCAAUGUUGUGGGAUCAACCUGGGAGGAUUUGAGAGACAUCAUCGCUCUGGUGGAGGACAAGUCUCGCGUGGGAGUGUGCAUCGAUACCUGCCAUGCUUUCGCAGCCGGCUACGAUUUGCGGACACCCGAGGCUUUCAAAAAGACUGUCGACUCUUUUAAUGAAAUUGUGGGCGCAAAGUACUUGAAGGCAUUUCACUUAAACGACAGCAAAGCACCCUUCAAUUCUAACAGAGACCUCCAUGCCAAUAUUGGAACCGGGUUUCUAGGCCUUCGAACCUUCCACAGCCUCAUGAACCACGAAGAGUUCCAGGACAAACCCAUGGUUUUGGAGACACCCAUUGACAAAAAAGGAGCAGAUGGCAAAUCAGUAGAGGACAAGCAAAUCUGGGCCGACGAGAUCAAACUUCUAGAGAGUCUCAUUGACAUGGACCCAGAGACGGAAGAUUUUAGAAAACUAGAAAAGGAUUUGCAAGCCAAGGGCAGUGACGAGAGGAAGAAGAUUCAAGAUCAGGUAGAUAAGAAGUCCAAGAGUGCCCCGAAAAAGGGCAAGGCUACGCCCAAGAAGAAGAAAGAGGCGACAAGUGACGAGGAGAGCGAUUAG